Messenger RNA from Echinops telfairi (small Madagascar hedgehog), 4392 nucleotides. RefSeq names its product SAM and SH3 domain-containing protein 1. NCBI's taxonomy places the organism in Eukaryota, Metazoa, Chordata, Mammalia, Afrosoricida, Tenrecidae. The record is from RefSeq and is a predicted model, not a curated record. Gene Ontology annotation, molecular function: protein binding. The transcript is spliced from 12 exons. Bases 292 to 3669 code for a protein of 1125 amino acids.
GUUUGCUUAGAGCGGAUGACUUACGCCUUUCUUACAAGUUAGGCAGCGAGCAAGGAGCUGGGGAACCAGUCCGCAGGCAGAAAGGAGCUAAUUGAAUCCAGCGUCCUCGGUCCUGGUGGCUUAGGAUCCUGAGCUGUGACCGGGAGCUGGCUUGAUCAUGUAACAGCAGAGGGGCAUGGCCCACAAGUACCCUGUCCUCGCUUAGCCAGCCCAGGGGGACGCCGAUCUCCCACUGGGGAGGGGUGGGCACGCUGGGCAUUUGGCGAACUCGCCCCAUCGCCGGCCUGCUCAAUGCCGAAACCGUCAAGAGAGCCUUCGGAUGAGGAGACGGAGGAGUCGGUGAAGUUUAAGAGGCUGCACAAGCUGGUAAACUCCACGCGCAGAGUCAGAAAGAAACUCAUUAGGGUGGAAGAGAUGAAAAAGCCCAGCACUGAAGGUGGGGAGGAGCACGCCUUUGAGAACUCCCCAGCCCGGGAAGAAAGACCCGUCUUGUACUCAGGCGUGCACAAGAAGCCAUUCUUCUUCGACGGCUCCCCUGAGAAGCCUCCUGAAGAUGAUUCGGACUCCCUCACCCCCUCUCCCUCCUCCAGCAGCCUGGAUACCUGGGGGGCAGGCCGGAAGCUGGUCAAAACCUUCAGCAAGGGAGAUAGCCGGGGCCUGAUUAAGCCCCCCAAGAAGAUGGGGACCUUCUUCUCCUACCCAGAAGAAGAAAAGGCCCAGAAGGUUUCCCGCUCCCUCACGGACGGGGAGAUGAAGAAAGGCCUGGGGUCCCUGAGCCACGGGGUAAGUACGGAUAGCGUUUGCUUCUAUGACAGCCACAGGUGCAGGCACCACCUGCUCGUGUCCCUAGAGGAGGUUCAGAGUGUCCGGAAGCAAAUCCGCUUGAAGAAAAUGGAUACUAACUAUUCAUGUUCCAGAACUUUUCUCUGCCAGCGCCCCGCCAGAAAAGGCAUGACCAGCUCUGCCUGGGACCUGCAGCUGCCCCGGCAGAAACCCCGGGCAGGGGGCGGCUGCGGCCUGCCCAGCCGGAGGGCGCGCGCGCGCACCUCUGUCAGCGAGUUCAAUAUCACCUACGUGGUGGAGCGGAGUCUGUACAGCCACCUGAACCUGACCCAGCUAGUGCGUCCCGCCUCAGACAGGAGCCUGAGCAAGGCCAAGAAGCAGGACCUGAGGCGGUGCUUGCUGGAGGAGGAGGCGGAGGCAAAGAGGAAGUGGGCAGCCACCGUCGACCGCUGUACUAAAAGGGUUCUCUUGAGAAUCCACCAGAAAUCUAGAACCGGCAGCUUUGGAGGCUUCGACCUGACCAACCGCUCUCUGCACAUCGGCAGCCGUCCCACUGACCCCGCGGGCAAAGAAGGCGAUUUCGUGUACAAAGAAGUGAUCAAAUCGCCCACAGCCUCCCGCAUUUCUCUUGGAAAGAAGGUGAAAUCGGUGAAAGAGACAAUGAGGAAGAGGAUGUCUAAAAAGUACAGCAGCUCUGUCUCCGAGCAGGACUCUGGCCUGGAAGGGAUGGCGGGCUCCCCGCCGACGUCGCAGCCCGACUCGGAGCGCACGGACAAGCCCAAGCUCAAGGCCGGCGGCUCCGUGGAGAGCCUGCGGAGCUCGCUCAGUGGGCAGAGUUCCAUGAGUGGCCAGACAGUCAGUACCACGGAUUCCUCCACCAGCAACAGAGAAAGCGUCAAGUCGGAAGACGGCGAGGAUGAGGAGCCCCCCUACCGGGGCCCCUUCUGUGGCCGUGCCCGCGUGCACACCGACUUCACACCCAGCCCCUACGACACAGACUCGCUCAAGCUCAAGAAAGGCGAUGUCAUCGACAUCAUCAGCAAACCCCCCAUGGGGACGUGGAUGGGCCUGCUGAACAACAAGGUGGGCACGUUCAAGUUCAUCUACGUGGACGUGCUGACCGAGGAAGACGAGAAGCCCAAGCGUCCCACCCGGAGAAGGCGGAAAGGACGACCCCCGCAGCCCAAGUCUGUGGAAGACCUGCUGGACCGUAUCAACCUGAAGGAGCACAUGCCCACCUUCCUGUUCAAUGGGUAUGAAGAUUUGGACACCUUCAAGCUCCUGGAGGAGGAAGACCUGGACGAGCUAAACAUCAGAGACCCGGAGCACAGAGCCGUGCUACUGACAGCAGUGGAGCUGCUGCAGGAGUGUGACAGUAACAGCGACCAGUCGGGAUCCCAGGAGAAGCUACUCGUGGACAGCCAGGGCCUGAGCGGAUGCUCCCCAAGAGACUCGGGGUGCUUCGAGAGCAGCGAGAACCUGGAGCACGGCAAGACUCAGAAAGCCGGCCUGCUACCUGCCAAGUCACUGACGGAGCCCAGCUUGCCGUCCUUCAGCAGGAAGCAAGGUGCCCACCCCACGCUGCCCUUAACCAAGUCAGUGGACACGCUGCAGCCUCGAGAGGAGGAGGGCCGGCGGGCCAGUGGGCUCCCUGCUCAUGCCUCCACCAGCGGCGACCAACCCUGUACCACCGGGGGCAUAAGAAACCGAAGGAGCCUCCCUGUGUCCAUGUGCCGGAGCUGCGAGACCCUCGAGGGCCACCAGCCCGUGGAUGCCUGGCCCCGGUCCCAUUCUCUGCAUGACCUUCAAGGAGAGCCUGAAGCUGGACCAGCCGUGCCCGGUGGGGCGAAAGGAGGCUCCCCGCAGACUCUACCUGCAGUGCCACAGAAGGCCCCCGCCGCCACUACACAGCCCUCGGAACACGAGCCUGCUGCAGACAAUGCCUCACUACUGACCCAAAGCAAGAGAUGGUCUGAGCCCCAGAAAACCACCCAUCAGAAAGCCGAGGGCCCUGUGGCCGUCCAUGGCCGGGGCCCAGUGCCCCCGCAGUAUUUGCCCAAGAGCUAUGACACUCAACCCCCGGGAGCCAAGCCCGGCUUCGGGAGGACACCCCUCGAGGGUUACAGCAAAGGGCCCGCUCCAGAAGGAACAAGCUGUCCCCCUGGGACCAAAGACGGGGCCGGUGCUGAGCAGAGGGGCCCCGAGGCCAGAGCUCAGCCCAGACACCCUUCGCAGCCUCCGCCUGUUCCUGCCAAAAAGAGCAGGGAGCGCCUGGCCAAUGGCCUCCACCCCACACCUGGUGGCCAUGGGGGCACCCUGCCCAGCCCGGACGCCCCGGACUUGCCAGUCAAAAGGAGCAGCCCCGCCAGCCCCGCCGACUGCCAUGCGGCCUUGGCCCCCAGGUCAUCAGCUGGGGACCCUGGCAGCCCGCCCAGCACGAGACCUCCGCCCUGGCUCUUGGAGCUCCCUGAGAGCAUGAGCCUGCAGGAGCAUGGGGCACGGCUGGGCCUAGCCCUGACCAGGAAGGUGUCCUGUGCCCGGGCCCUCGACCUGGAGAUGCUGAUGGAGGACAAGCUGCAGGCAGAGGGCAUCGAUCUCACCGAGGAGCCGUACUCCGAUAAGAUCCCCAGUGGCGGCCUGACGGAGAUCUGCCGGAAGCCGCUCUCGCCAGGCUGCGUGUCAUCCGUGACCGAGUGGCUGGUGUCCAUCGGCCUGCCCAUGUACGUGGGCGCGCUCACAGAGGCGGGCUGCAGCACGCUGAGCCAGGUGCCCUCGCUGUCCCACACGUGCCUGCAGGAGGCGGGCAUCACAGAGGAGAGGCACAUCUGCAAGCUCGUGUCCGCCGCCAGACUCUUCAAACUGCCGCCGGGGCCCGAGGCCAUGUAGCCAGGCCCUGCUGCACCACCCCUUCACUGUGCCCCGAUGCAGCCUGGGCUCCGAAGGGAGGCCCCUCGGGGAGCCAGACUGCAUAGAACCUUGGCUCAGGCCAGGACCCUCCCUCCUGUAGGCACACCCCCCAAAGAGAAGACAAGGAUGUCUUUUAUUUUCGGAAUGCAAACCAAGAUGCCAACCCGCAGCAAAUGCUGUGCCUCCGGUCUGUCUGGGAGCCGGGCAAGGGCAGCUCGGCCCUGCCCAGCUCUUCUGCAGACACCCAAAGCCCAGAGCCCCGGCCUGGGCGCUUGCUGUUCCCUAUGGGCUGUGUUUCUUUGUUCAGAAGGGAGAAAACCCUGGCCACCCAGAAAUAGCCCUGUCCUCCUUCUGAUCCCCAAGAGACGUGUUCAUACUGCUUUCUAGCAAUCAGCUUUUAUUUGCCUUAACAUAAGCUUUGAGCCGCGAUCGAACUAGGGUUCACGACCCCAUAACCAUCGUCCCAAACCUUCAGCUUCGACCACCGUCUACUAUAUCGGGGGUUUCCGCAAACGUGGGCUUUUCUACUUGUUUGAUUUUUGACCUGGCCUGUUUUAUAGGAGUGCUUAUCAGGCACCAGUUUCGUGUUGGCUUUUGGUUUUCAAACUAACUACAAAUCCAGUAAGAAGCUGACUGAAAUUUGCAGCUAGCUUGUACAUGUGGGUGCUUGUGCGUGUGUGUGCGUGUGUGUGUGUGUGUGUG